UUCAGUUUGUAAAAAAAAUUAAUAUUAUUUAAUAAUUACAAUAAGGAGUUAUUUAUAAAUUUUAUAUCUUUUUUAUAUUUGAAGUUUAAGGGUUAUUUUUACAGAAUUGAUGUACACGUGUAAUGUUUGUUUGCACUGAGAAACGAGUUUCAAGUCGUUAUUAAAUUAAAAACUUAAACUCCAUAUAAUUAUAUUAUUCUUUUCUUAUAUAAUGAAAAUAAAUAUAUUUUUGAUAAUUUAGAAUAUCGUAUUUUAUAUAUGAUGAAAUGUUUGAUGCAGUUUAAUUAUAUAAACUGAUGAAUAAUAAUUAAAUAAUUUGUCGUUUGAAAUUUUUAGUGUCGGUUUUCAUUUGAAAUUAAUGCUAAAACAAUGCUCCAAAAAGUUUUACUCCGUAUCUGAGUGGAUAUUAGAUAAUGAAUUUUAUCCAAAAUGAAAACAUGAGAGAUUAUCAGCUUUUAUUGCCUCAUAUUUCUCAAAUAAUUCAUUAAAAUUAUCUAAGAAUUAAUCUUAUUUCGGUUUUCAUCGUUUUAUAGAAGGUUAUAAUUUUGAUUACAAAAACAAUAUUCUAUUUAAAAUGUAAACAAAAACCGAAAAGUGUUUUAAAAUUUACUAAGCUAUUAUUUGCUUCUAUAAAUUCAUAAAUGUAUUCAUUGGUGUUGAUUAUUCAUUUGUAAGAAUUGAAAUAUUUUCAUAUUCAAUUUAAAAAAAAAAUAAUUCAUUUAUAAAGAAACAUUUAACUAUUUACCUCAGCAUGACAAGGAAAAAAAAUGUUUCGAUUUUAUUCACAGUUUUAUUGUUAAUUUUUUUAAUUAACAUAGCAAAGGUUUCUGCAUCAACUGGAGACAGAUCCCAAUUUUAUAGACAAUGUCUUCUUGUCUGUUAUUCUCACAAUUGCAAACACAACGUUGAUUUUGAAGUUAUAUCCUUCAACGAUGAUGGAUUUUUAUCGUGGUCUUGUGAAGAGAAUUGUCGAUAUGAAUGUAUGUGGGAAACUGUUGAUCAUUUUAUAAAUCAUGGACUUCAUGUUCCACAAUUUCAUGGCAAAUGGCCAUUUAUUCGAAUGUUUGGCCUUCAAGAACCAGCAUCCAUGAUAUUUUCUCUGAUGAACUUUUACGCUCAUUUUGUCAUGUAUAACAAAUUCAGACAAGAAGUAAAAUCUUCCAUGCCAAUGUCUUUAAUAUGGACUUAUUUUACAAUCGUUUGUUUGAAUGGCUGGCUCUGGUCUGCAAUAUUUCAUGCAAGAGAUAAACCGUUUACAGAAGUAAUGGACUACUCUUGUGCAUUUACAAUGGUUAUUACAUUAUUAUUCUGUAUGUUAUUACGAAUAUUUUAUCGAAAUAAUAAGGUAUUUGCUGUGAUAGCGUUUGGGUACGUUAGUAUUCUUGUCACGCAUUUGUCUCAUUUGUGGUCUGGACAGAUAAAUUAUGGGUACAAUAUGAAGAUGAAUAUUUUAUUCGGAUUUCUUACCUUUGUUGUCACAAUGAUCUGGUGGUAUCGUAAUUCAAACAAAGUUCCGCAUGCUUAUCUAAUCGGUUGGUUUAAUAUCUUCACUGUGAUAGUUACACUUUUUGAAGUUGCUGAUUUUCCACCGAUCUUUUGGACUCUUGAUGCCCAUGCUCUUUGGCAUGCUUCCACCGUUCCACUAGUUUAUUUAUUAUACAGAUUUAUGAUUCUUGAUUGUCAUUACUUAAGAAAACAAUACAGUUACCAGGUAAUAUUAGACAAUCAUAUAGAGUAGAAAUUUAUAGUACAAUUUUUUGAUAAAGAGAUGCAAUGAAAAUAAAUAAAAACUUAUAUUUUAUUUCUAAAAUGGUAUUUAUUUAUUGUUUAUUUACGUAUAAUUUCAAGUAACAGUUUUUAAAAUUUUUCUAGUAGAAAAUACAAAAUUGAUUUUGCUAUAUGUAGUCAAUCAUAUUGGGUAGAUGCAAAAAUAUAAUUUUAUAUUUAGAAUAAAAUUAUUUUAAUUUUACUUAUAAGAAUGAUUGUCGAGAUCGUAAGUCGCUUUUUAGAUAUAAAUUAAAACUAUCAAUAAAUUUUUAGUAAAAAAGGUGGUAAUUGUCUAGUACGUUACAUCAGAAGGUGUAUUAUUAUAAAAAAAAUUGUUAUCUAUACUAUUAACAAGAGAUGAUAAUCAUCUAAUCCUUUAAAAUAUUCGAAGCCAGCAUUUGCAAUAAUAGAUUCAAUCAUAGGCAUAUACAUGUACUAGACAUUUACCAAAAAAUUUUAUAUAUUAUUUUUAUCAGUAGCAAAUAAGUUUUGCACCAAUCCAACAUGAAUCAAUUGUAAUCAUUAGGUGAUCGCAUAAAUAAUGAACGUGCUGCGGUUUAAUGAACUUUUCGGCUACUAUGAAAGAUGAAUUUUUUGGCAAGAACCAGAAAAUGAUACUGAUUUAAUUUAAGUAAUAGAUCUAAAUAUUAACAAUUGUUCAAAAUAUAGUAUAAAAUAUACGUUCAUGCAUACUCGAACGUGGUACAGAUUUUUGCACUAUUGGUUACAUGAAAUGAACAUUAAAUUAAUAUUUGUUAUUGAAUUAACUGCAUUUUAUUUCGUAUUUUAUGAAAGACUUUUCUAGUCCGAAGGAAGACAAAGAUAUCAUAAAUCAAUCAUAAAAAAUAUUACAAAUUUUGUAGUUAAUUAGUUACUAAUUAAUUAUAAAUAACAAAUAGUACUUGCGAAGUAGUUUCGAUAAAGUGCCAGAGGAAUGUUUACUUUUUAAUAUUAUUAACAGCAAAAAUUAUAUUAUUCAAUUCAGUAAUAUUAAAUUUUCAAUUGUUGUUCAAUCUUAUUAAGUACCAAAAUGCAGUUGAUCAGUUAAAAUUAAGUAAUAAUGCUAUGAAAUUUAAA
This is a messenger RNA of Chelonus insularis, 2844 nucleotides long. RefSeq names its product Per1-like protein PGAP3 (gene PGAP3). Bases 752 to 1738 code for a protein of 328 amino acids. NCBI's taxonomy places the organism in Eukaryota, Metazoa, Arthropoda, Insecta, Hymenoptera, Braconidae. Gene Ontology annotation, cellular component: endoplasmic reticulum membrane. Gene Ontology annotation, biological process: GPI anchor biosynthetic process. The transcript has 6 exons. The record is from RefSeq and is a predicted model, not a curated record. Gene Ontology annotation, molecular function: hydrolase activity, acting on ester bonds.